AUGACUUUUGUUCCUGCACCCGGCUACCUUCCCAACUACAACCCGACAUUGCCCUUCAACAAGACCUUCCCAGGAGGCCUGAAAGUGGGGAUGGCCAUCUACAUCGAGGGUGUGCCCAACAAGGACACGAAGAGGUUUUUGGUGAACUUUGCUUUGGGACCUGAACCAGAAGCUGACAUCGCCUUUCACAUCAACCCUCACAUUGACAGUGGGGAUAAGGUUGUCUUCAACUCACGGCAGUCAGGCCAGUGGGGCAAAGAGCAGGUGAAAAACAGCUUGCCCUUCAAAGAGGGGGAGCGCUUCGAGCUGCUGGUGAUGGUCCUGCAGGAGCACUAUAAGGUGACAGUGAAUGGAAAUCCUUUCUAUGAGUUUGUGCACCGGAUGCCCCUCCAGGACGUCACCCACCUGCAUGUACAUGGGGACCUUACUCUUCAAUCCAUCAACUUUAUUGACUACAGUUCUGGCUCCAGCCAGGGUGCUGUAAGAAACAAAAUGGUUUCUGGUAAUCAGCUAUUCAUGGAGGCAUCCGCAGUCUUCAACCCGGUAAAACAGCCCCCAGGGGCUGUGUUAGGGGUGGUCCAGGGGCAGGCAGAAACUGAUGGAGGACAUGAAGGGGCCCCAUGUUCUCACCCACAGCCGGUGCCAUAUGUGGUGAAUCUUCAGGGGGACCUGACCCCAAACAGAACCUUCAUCAUCAAGGGAUUUAUAAAUCUCUCAGCCUACAGAUUUGCCAUUAACUUUAGUGUGAAAGCCACGGGGGACAUAGCUCUGCACAUCAACCCCCAUAUUCAAGAGGGUGUUGUGGUGCGAAACAGCUUCCUGAAUGGCAAAUGGGGACCUGAGGAGAAGAACAUCUCUUAUAAUCCUUUUGGUCCAGGAAAGUCCUUUGAUCUGUCAAUCUGCGUAGACUCCUAUGGCUUCCAUGUGUUUGCCAGUGGUCAGUACUGCUUUGACUUCCAACAUCGGAUGCAGAGCUUCCACAUGAUCAACUUGCUGGAGAUCACAGGGGAUGUCUACUUGUCCUACGUCCAGGUCUGA
Messenger RNA from Suncus etruscus (white-toothed pygmy shrew), 1038 nucleotides. RefSeq names its product galectin-4-like. Bases 1 to 1038 code for a protein of 345 amino acids. The record is from RefSeq and is a predicted model, not a curated record. The transcript has 9 exons. Lineage: Eukaryota; Metazoa; Chordata; Mammalia; Eulipotyphla; Soricidae. Gene Ontology annotation, molecular function: carbohydrate binding.